Molecule: messenger RNA, 571 nt
Organism: Aspergillus sclerotioniger CBS 115572
Lineage: Eukaryota; Fungi; Ascomycota; Eurotiomycetes; Eurotiales; Aspergillaceae
Exons: 2
Coding region: 1-456 (151 amino acids)
Source: RefSeq, a predicted model, not a curated record
AUGUCGACCAGGCCUACCCGGGAAGUCAAACCUCGUCUUGAUGCAGAUGUUGAAUGGAAUGGCUCCUUCUUCCCAGCCCAAACACAACGCGCCCCAUCAUUGAUCGCGCACAGCCCAACCUACACCAAGACCCAGGUCAUGAACCCGCUAUUCCGCCAGGUCUGUGACCAUUUUCUGACCUCCCGACGAUGGUACUGGUGGGGCGAGGAAAAGAAGCUGUCCCUCUCCAAGCCAUACGUGCAUUCCUGCACCGCCAUGAGGAUCGGGCCCGGGGGCAAGGCACAGCCAUUGCAUCGAGAUGACUACAUUAGCCAUCGUUAUCACGCCGAAAUUAGUCAAUGGGACUAUGCCCGCGACAUGGAGGGCGAGUCGGCCAUUGGUCUCUUCGUCGCCGGCUGUCGCAUCACCAAGGAAAACGGUGGCACGCAGUUUAUUCCCCGCAGUCAUCUCUGGUAGGCGCAUUGCUCCCAAGCCGGUACUGUUCUAAUGAACAUUUGGGCAAGCUAACACAUCAUUGUGCAUUGUCUUCUGAUCCUAGAGUAUUUGUCCGCUGGAGUGGCCCAUAACUUCA